Cataglyphis hispanica is the source of this 1161-nucleotide messenger RNA. RefSeq names its product transmembrane protein 170A. The coding region runs from base 507 to 908 and encodes 133 amino acids. The transcript is spliced from 3 exons. The record is from RefSeq and is a predicted model, not a curated record. Lineage: Eukaryota; Metazoa; Arthropoda; Insecta; Hymenoptera; Formicidae.
GGGAUAUCAUAUUAGACUUUAGACUUCUCUCGACAAAGGAGUAAAAAAUAUUAAAUAUAUAUAUAUGUUUAAAUGAUACUUUUGUUGCAUUUCUAAUUUAUAAAGUAAUUUGUAAAUAAAAAAAGUACGUGGCACUCUCUAUUUACAGAUAAAUCUCUGACGUAAAACUUUACUGACAAAAGGCUGCGUUCGAGUUGUUGCCAACUAAAUAGCGUCGAACAAUGUCAAAUUUGACAACUGAACAUAUACAUUUUUAAAUUCCUUCCAUUACUUUCCGUCUCAUUUUGUAAAAGAUGUACAUCCAUUUAUAUGAUUGUCAUUAUCGCUGUUUCUCGUGUGUCAUAACAGUGAUAAUAGUCAAUAACUCCGAAAUAAUUUCUUAACGAUGCAUCAUAACCUUAUCAACAAAUGUCAAACUAGCAUAAAAGGAGCGAAAAUUUAAGAAAAAAAUUGUAUGUCUCGCAAGUAGAGACGAUUCGAAAAGUUUUUUUCUCAUCGAUGCCCACAUGGAUUUGCAAACGGAUAUCAAUUCACUGCGACCGCAAAUGGCAUUACGAAAUGUGAACUCUGGCAACAUAUUUAAUACACCUUUGAUAUCAUUCGCAGAGAUGUGGUAUCAAAUAUUUCUAUGGGCCCUAUUCUCUUCAAUAUUUGUGCACACAAUCGCUGGCGCGAUUUGUUUUGCUACUUUGCGACAGCACAAAUACGGCAAAUUUUUUCCGCUGCUUAUCAUAAUAAUGGGUGUAUUGCUACCAUUGACAUCGGGUGUUGUUAGUUCGGCGGCAGUUGCAUUUGUAUACAGAGCAUCUGGUUAUCAAAUGCCUCCUUUGUAUGCAAUGUUUUGGGGGAUUGGACAGACCGUGGUACCAGUGUGUGUCGGAUUCACACGAAUCUUAGCGACUUUGUAACCCAAUGUUUCAAGAACUACAUUUGUGAUAUUUAUCUGUAUAUACAAGAAUGAUGAUCAAGUGUCUUCUAAGUUAUAUAUAUAUAUAUAUAUAUAUAUAUAUAUAUAUAUAUGUAUAUAUAUAUAUAUAUAUAACAAAAUUAUGUACAUACAUAUGUAUAGGUAAGUUUAUCAAUGUAUAUCUAGUUACCUUCGCAUCUAUUAUCAAACUGAUUGUAAAAAAUGAUAAACAAUGAAAUUUUAUUGAAAGAUAA